UUAUACUCGCUGUGUCAUUUCAUUACUCUUGAUUUACUGUUAACACUUCAUUUUUUUUUCUCAGUUCUUCUCAGAACUACAAAUAUCGAUUGCAGUGAUUCAAGACAUCUAAAAUGGUUGUAUGGAUUUAAUUUUGUUUACAAUGCCACCCGUUUUCUCUAAAUCUCGUCACGCCUUGCGCCGGCAAGUUAGUGUUUAUAGGAAAAUGUUUUCUACUCCACUUGUUUCUGUUGAGCCCAGGCAUAGAGGUGAUCAUAGAGAUAUAUUUUUAAAUAUUGAUGUAAAUGUCAAUCAAGAAAUUAGAGAUCAAGGUGGUUUUUAUUUUGAAGAAUUAGACACGGAAAUGAUGGUUCAGCAGUGUCAGACAGUUGAUUUUGAAUUAGAACAGUCAGGGAACGAGAGCCUACAAAUCAAUGGUGAGGUUGAUGAGUCAUUGAUUGCAUUUGAGUUUAAAGAAGACGCUGAUUUAGAGUUCAGGGAAGAUUUGGCAAAAACAUUUCUGACGUGUAAGACUCCUCAUAAACACAUUGAAAAAAUUCUUGGAGUCUUAAGAAAAAAUGGUCACUCUAAGUUGCCAUUAACAGCUAGGACUCUUUUGAAAACAGUUCGUAAAGCAUCGCUUCAGACUUCAAAUAUGGCAUACUUUGGAUUAGAAAAGAUUGUUCCAAGCAGAUGAAACAAAAAUAAAAAAGGGAAGUAAUUACGUAUUCACUUUAUUUCAUAAAAUCACAUUUUAAAUUUCCUUUUAUUUAGAUCAACUUGGCUA
Molecule: messenger RNA, 766 nt
Organism: Daphnia magna
Lineage: Eukaryota; Metazoa; Arthropoda; Branchiopoda; Diplostraca; Daphniidae
Exons: 2
Coding region: 122-676 (184 amino acids)
Source: RefSeq, a predicted model, not a curated record